AUGCUUUAUCUGUUUGAAGAUAUACCAUACCGUACCUGCAUGAAGCACAACGCCUGCGAGUUGCGCGGGCGUUUCACGCUGAAACCUAAAUUCUUUUACUCGAAGUUUUUUUCUGCAUUCUCCUGGUUUCCAGAUGAUGCGGUUUUUUACACGGCAUUGAAACGUUGGCAGAAAAGCAACAUAAGGUGGGACCAUUUUACAUACCAUAUCCUCUUGUUCUCGAGAAAGUAUAUAUACGUAGCAGGAUCCGUAGACAUCCAUCUAAACCAAGGAAAAAGAGAGUCCGAGCCACACAAAAAAAGAAUGCCAAAGAGAAUAGUAUACAACAUAUCCAGCGACUUCCAGUUGAAGUCGCUGCUGGGCGAGGGCGCAUACGGUGUGGUGUGCUCCGCAACGCACAAGCCCACGGGGGAGAUCGUGGCAAUCAAGAAGAUCGAGCCAUUCGACAAACCGCUCUUCGCGCUGCGCACGCUGCGCGAGAUCAAGAUCCUGAAGCACUUCAAGCACGAGAACAUCAUAACCAUCUUCAACAUCCAACGCCCGGACUCGUUCGAAAACUUCAACGAGGUUUAUAUCAUCCAGGAGCUGAUGCAGACGGACCUGCACCGCGUGAUCUCCACGCAGGUGCUGAGCGAUGACCACAUACAGUACUUCAUAUACCAGACCCUGCGCGCAGUGAAAGUGCUACACGGCUCGAACGUGAUUCACCGUGACCUGAAGCCCUCCAACCUGCUGAUCAAUUCCAACUGCGAUCUGAAGGUGUGUGACUUCGGACUAGCCAGGAUCAUCGACGAGGCAGGCGCAGACGACCCGGAGGCCACGGGCCAGCAGAACGGCAUGACCGAGUACGUGGCCACGCGCUGGUACAGGGCCCCUGAAGUUAUGCUGACCUCUGCUCGUUACUCCCGGGCAAUGGACGUAUGGUCAUGCGGCUGUAUUCUGGCAGAGCUGUUUUUGAGACGCCCGAUCUUCCCUGGUAGAGACUACCGCCACCAACUGUUGCUGAUCUUCGGUGUGAUCGGCACACCGCAGUCGGACGAAGAAUUGCGAUGCAUCGAGUCGGCGCGUGCCAGAGAAUACAUAAAGUCGCUUCCCGCGUACCCGGCGGUGCCGCUGCAGAAACUGCUUCCAAGCGUCAACGCUCAGGGCGUUGACCUGUUGCAGCGCAUGCUCGUCUUCGACCCUGAGAAGCGGAUCACGGCCAAGGAGGCACUCGAGCACCCGUACUUGCAGACAUACCACGACCCAGGCGACGAACCCGAGGGGGAGUGUAUCCCGCCCAGCUUCUUCGAGUUCGACAACUACAAGGAGGCGUUGACCACCAAGGAUCUCAAGAAACUGAUCUGGAACGAGAUCUUCAGCUAG
Saccharomyces eubayanus is the source of this 1365-nucleotide messenger RNA. It is a transcript of the gene FUS3, whose product is annotated as mitogen-activated serine/threonine-protein kinase FUS3. Gene Ontology annotation, cellular component: cytoplasm; nucleus. The record is from RefSeq and is a predicted model, not a curated record. Bases 1 to 1365 code for a protein of 454 amino acids. The transcript has a single exon. Gene Ontology annotation, molecular function: ATP binding; MAP kinase activity. Lineage: Eukaryota; Fungi; Ascomycota; Saccharomycetes; Saccharomycetales; Saccharomycetaceae. Gene Ontology annotation, biological process: protein phosphorylation; intracellular signal transduction.